Periconia digitata is the source of this 2901-nucleotide messenger RNA. NCBI's taxonomy places the organism in Eukaryota, Fungi, Ascomycota, Dothideomycetes, Pleosporales, Periconiaceae. The record is from the annotation of a GenBank genome assembly.
GUAUCAUCGUGUGCCGCCAUGGACAGUGCACAUGGCGCCGAUGAGCUGUGGGAAAGCCGGAUUGCGGCAGCUCUUGCAACACCUGAAGGGGAGCCGCUCACCGAACAACGCCUGCAAACCAUCUCCAACUCUCUCCGGAGCUCUGGCCGUGAUAGCUGGAGUCGAAUUCCACGCGUCUAUGCAACUUUGCGGGCGAUUGAUGAGCUGGCGCUUAUCGAGAACUUCAUCGAGUAUGAGAUGAGCGAUGCUGGAUUCCCUUUCACCCAUGGAACACUUCCUAGUUUCUUGCGCCGCCAGGAAACCAGGAAUAAGUUUAUAGAUGCACAGUCUAUGGUGCUCACCAAGGGACUACACCUUGAGAAGGAAGGCAGUAGACACAAGCACUUUGCCAGUCCCGAGGAUAUUCCCUUGAAGAAGCUGGCCGAGCUGGGUGUGGGCGGAUACGGUUUCGUGGAGAAAGUCAUUAGCACCAUCAGCCAUAAGGAAUAUGCUAGGAAGCUUCUUCCACGGGGCAUCAACUUCCGCAAGGACAAGACCGCUCUUCGGGAGUUUGAGAAUGAGCUGGCGCAUAUGAAGAAAGUGUCACAUCGGCAUAUCGUGCAGCUUGUUGGCAGUUAUACUGAUCCAAGAUGCGUUGCUAUCCUGAUCUCGCCCGUCGCGGAUUGUGAUCUUGAGGAAUAUCUUAGAACUCCCAUGACGGACAACAAGAGGUCUUUGCUUGCCACGUCCUUUGGUUGUCUGACAUCAGCUAUCAAUUACUUGCAUCAGAUCAAGAUUCGGCAUAAAGACAUCAAACCUCGAAAUAUCCUCGUCAAGGAUCAUCAUGUCUACGUAACGGAUUUUGGCAUCAGUCUAGAUUGGGCCGAUAAUAGCCGAAGCACAACUACGGGGUUCACCGUCAAGACGAUCAAGUACUGCGCUCCUGAAGUUGUGGAUAAUCUACCUCGCAACUCUACUUCAGAUAUCUGGUCUCUGGGUUGCAUCUUCUUGGAGAUAUGGUCUAUCCUGAGCGGCGAAACCAUUGCCACUCUCUCCAGCUAUUUCGAUACUCACGGCAGUCAUUCUCAAAACUAUUGUAAGAAUAAUGAAGCAAUUGACUCGUGGUGCGAAUUCUUGAGGAAGAAGCCAGGAGACGAAGAGCUCAAAGCACCCGGCGAGUGGAUCCCUUGGAUGAUGAAGAAGAACAAACAAGACCGAUGGAACGCGCAAGAACUAUUCGAUACCAUCCAGGAAUCCUCACUUGCCCCGGAUAGAAACUACAGAAUAUCGUAUAUGGGCUCUUGCUGCAGGUAUGAGGACGACACAGCUGAGAGUGUGCAAUCCUCUGAUCACAAUUCGUACCUUGAACUCGACCCCAUGACAGUAAAAAAAGAUCUAGAAAGUUUGGAGCCAGAUCCCCUCACAAAAGAAAGUCUUCAAGAGACUUCCGGUUCUACCCAGGCAAUAUUCGAGGAUGCGAAUACUUCAGCUUCCGUCGAAAUUGACAGCGAAUCCAGAGACGACCUAUCAGAUUCUACACACGAAUACCUGGAUGCUGAAGAGGAGAUAUCAACUGAAGGCUCUGGUGAUGCAGUUCUUCUCGGGGCUGACAGCAAAGUAGCAACCAAGAGUGAUGGCAAUGAACCUCGAUUCAAUCACGAUCCAGAUAUCGAAAUCCUUCAACCCAGUUUCAUGUAUAAAGCAUUCGAUUUCGUUCGAGGAUAUGUUGCAGGCAAUGCAGCUCCUGUUCCGAUUGUCGACAAGGAAGCGCAGCCCGAUUUGCCUGCCGACACUACCCACGGUUUACAUCGAGCUGCAAGCACAGGCAAGACCAGGAUUAUCGAGAUUUUGGUGGACAGGGGAGUCGAUGUGAAUGUCCGGUGCAAGGACCUUAAAACAGCAGUGAUAUAUGCGGCUGAAGCGGGUCAGGUUAAAGCCGUGGAACUGUUGAUCAUGAGAGGCGCCGACGUAUCGAUCCGAGGUAGCAAUGAUUAUACAGCGCUGCAUAUGGCGUCUUAUUUUGGCCAUUUGAAAGUAGUCGAGCUGCUGAUAUUGAACGGCGUCGAUAGAUCAAUAGUCUCGGGGAAACAAACUACGCCACUCCACUUGGCCGCACGAAAAAGACAUGUCCAAGUAUCCGAGCUCCUGCUGACCAUCGAAGGAGCCGACGCAUCAGUGCCCGAUGAAAUUGGCCGUACACCGUUACACAUGGCUUCCGUAAACAAUGACAUUGAGGUCGCAGGGAUGUUGAUUGCAAACGGCGCCCAGGUCUCCGCAACAACCGACGCGGGAGACACCCCACUCCACACCGCAUCUUAUCGAGACUCCCCCCAUGUCGCCAAACUUCUUCUCGACAAUGGCGCGCAGUCUUCUGCGAUCGAUUAUCGAGGAUAUACGCCCCUAUUCCUCGCGUCUGGUGGAGGCAAUCUUGCCAUCGUCGAGCUGCUCAUCUCCUGCGGCGCAGACCCUUCAAAAGCGAAACGAGGGAAGAAAAGCCAACCACUCAUCUACGCUGCAAAGAACGGACACAUUGAUGUCGUAAACCUCCUUCUCCUCCGCGGCGCCGUCAUUGACGUGAAAUCCGAAUGCGGCGAAACUCCCUUAUUAAUUGCGUCUGCGUUCAAUCAACUUUCCACCGUUGAGAACCUCAUUGUCAAAGGCGCGAAAGUCAACACUGCAGAUAACUGGAAUCGCACUGCUCUUUAUUUUGCUGCCGAGAAUGGGCAUGUCGAGAUUGUGAAGCUGCUGCUACGGCAUCGUGCUGAUAUCACGAUUGUUUCAUGGAAACAAAAGACUUGCUUGGAUGUUGCAAAAGAUAAUAAUCACGCUGAGAUUUUGCAGUUGCUCGAGGAUCAGUUAUCACGGUCCAAGAAGAUCAAAAUUAUGGGGAAAACCAUUCUAUCAUCUGCUAUGAGGCAAUGA